CAAUAGAAAAUCGAAACCUACUGUUUGUGUUGUGCGCAUGCGCUAACAUAUGAAAGGUGGAUUCGGCCAUUUUGGAAAACGCGCGACAAACAACAUUUUACAUAUGAUCAAUUCAAUGUUCCAUUAAACAUUCAAAAAGUUUUCAUUCAGUAACACAGCUAACCAUGUCAAGAAGAAGUGAUCUGGAUUGCAAGAUCUAUGUCGGAGACUUAGCACGUGAUUGCAAUGAAAAGGAUGUAGAAAGAGCUUUCAGUUACUACGGCAGAUUAAGAAGUGUUUGGGUAGCCAGAAAUCCUGCUGGAUUUGCUUUUGUGGAGUUUGAAGAUCCAAGAGAUGCUGAAGAUGCAGUAAGAGGUUUAGAUGGCACGAGUCUGUGUGGUUCUCGAAUAAGAGUAGAGCAUUCCACAGGAAAGGUACGCCCAAAACCAUGGCUGAGAGGUGGCCGAGGUGGGGGAGGAAGAGGUGGCAGACGACCAUUCCAUCCAGAAGACAGAUGUUACGAAUGUGGAGAGACGGGCCAUUAUGCUUAUGACUGUCCAAGACAUAGAAGUGGACGUGGCAGCAGGAGAUACUCUAGGUCACGAAGCAGGUCAAGGUCACGUGGAAGGAGGAGUUACACCAGAAGUAGAAGCAGGAGUCGUGAUCAGAAGAGAGGACGUGACCGUAGUCGCGACAGAUAUGCUGGACGAGACAGCCGCAGCAGAGACAGAUAUGUCAGCCGUUCUCCAUCACGAUCCAGAUCAAGGAGUGCAGCUAGGAAUGACAACUAGAACCCUCCGGACAUUCCCCACCCACUGUAGAUCAUCCACCCCAUUACUCUUCAUGAACAGGGCAUUUGUACAUACAUUCAUGUCAUCACUCAACACUUUAUCAGCUGACAAGACUCAUCUCAUUGUCUUUUAUAAUAAAACUGUGAAGAAAAUAACAAAACUAAACAAAAACAUGUGCUCAUGCGGAGGACAGAUUAUGUCAAUGACAUUUAACUUGGGAUAUGUGACUUUAAUUAUGUACUUUAACUUGCAGAAGAAAAGGACUUUUUUUUUAAAAUACCUUGUAUUUUAUAAAUAAUCACAUAAAAUUUUGUUGUAGUUUUGAACUUAAUAUUAUAAGGCAGGAAAUUUUAUAUUUUAACAAAAAGAAGUCUUUCCAGGUAGUUCUUUAUAAAUUCCAAUCUAAGAAUUCAUGUAUAUUGUACACAUUCAUACUACACCUGUUUUAUACUUCAAUUAUUUUAAUCAUAACAUUCAGGAAAAAGUGUUACUGAUGUUAACUUGUAUUUAAAUUGUUUCUUUGAUUAGUGUUUUGAAGUUGGAUCUGUUGAAUAUGAACAAAUUAUGUUUAUUAUGAAUUCUCUACAUUAUUAUAUUGUAUAAAAGAAAAAUUUGGGUAAGAUUUUUGUUACACACUGCAAGUUCAUGGCAAUGCCUGUAGUUUGCCUGUAUGUUACAAAUGGUUGAGUAUUUUAAACAUUCUGUUGUAAUAUGUUGAUAAUUUGGUACUGUGUAUGAUUCUUUACUUGGAUUUCUUUAAAUGGUUUUGAAUAAAGUGGAAGUUUUGUCGCAAA
Ruditapes philippinarum (Manila clam) is the source of this 1564-nucleotide messenger RNA. RefSeq names its product serine/arginine-rich splicing factor 7-like. Bases 165 to 770 code for a protein of 201 amino acids. Gene Ontology annotation, biological process: mRNA splicing, via spliceosome. The record is from RefSeq and is a predicted model, not a curated record. The transcript has 7 exons. Gene Ontology annotation, cellular component: nuclear speck. Gene Ontology annotation, molecular function: RNA binding; zinc ion binding. Lineage: Eukaryota; Metazoa; Mollusca; Bivalvia; Venerida; Veneridae.